Nerophis ophidion (straightnose pipefish) is the source of this 4751-nucleotide messenger RNA. It is a transcript of the gene sh3kbp1, whose product is annotated as SH3-domain kinase binding protein 1. The transcript is spliced from 19 exons. Gene Ontology annotation, molecular function: protein binding. The coding region runs from base 238 to 2070 and encodes 610 amino acids. NCBI's taxonomy places the organism in Eukaryota, Metazoa, Chordata, Actinopteri, Syngnathiformes, Syngnathidae. The record is from RefSeq and is a predicted model, not a curated record.
CGUCCUCUUGUGGUACGUUGGCGUGGGCUGGGAGAAAAAAAAAAGAAAAAAAAAGAGGAAGGAGGAAUAUGGUUUCAUGUGACGCUCCUCCCGCUGUAGCGGAUCUCUGGUAGAGGCUGGUGGGGGGGAAGAAGGAGGCUGCGUGGAUCGGUGCUCAACAAAGCCGCGAGAAUACCUGAACCGAUCGCCUUCCACGGAGACCGAGCGAACGUAUAGAGGAGCACCGAGGAGACAUAAAUGGUGGAGGCCGUGGUGGAGUUCGACUACGAGGCCCAGCAGGACGACGAGUUGAGCCUGAGUGUGGGCGACGUCGUCGUGAACAUACGGCGAGACGACGGAGGAUGGUGGGAGGGCGAGCUGGGCGGCCGGCGGGGGCUGUUCCCCGACAACUUUGUGCGGGAGAUAAAGAAGGAGGCCAAGAGGGAUGGCGGACAGGCGAGCACGGUCAAAUCGGACCUCUCCAACGGCCGGGCAAGUCCUGUGUCCGAGCCCAGCACGAGAUCGGGCAAGAAAGGGGAGCAGAUCCGUAAGCGGCGGUGCAAAGCAGCGUUCAGCUAUGUGCCUCAGCAUGAAGACGAGCUGGAACUGAAAAUAGGGGACGUCAUUGACAUUGUAGCGGAGGUGGAGGAGGGCUGGUGGGAGGGAGUCCUCGGCGGCAAGAGCGGAAUGUUCCCCUCCAACUUCACCAAAGAGAUCCUGCUGGACUCGGACGGGCACUCCGGGGACACCUCGCAGGAGGACCUUCGCAGCCGCACCAGUAAAAACAGUCCUGGCAGUGAAAGCGACGGAGGGGACAGUCUGAAGUCGGAAACAGGCUCCGUGGAAAUCCAGCCCAAAAAGGUCCGAGGUUUCGGGUUCGGGGACAUCUUCAAAGACCAGCCCAUCAAGCUUCGCCCUCGCUCCGUGGAUGCCGACUCUGAGGGAGACAAGGUCGUUGAGGGCAAAACGGCGAGUGCAAGUGCCGACAACAUGAAGGGUGAUUCCGACAACAGAGGAAAAGGAGCAGAGCUGUGCAAAGUCCUCUUUCCGUACGAGGCGCAGAACGAGGAUGAGCUGACAAUCAAAGAGGGCGAAAUCGUCGCCAUAAUCACCAAGGACUGUGCUGACGCCGGCUGGUGGAUGGGGGAGAUCGGAGGAAGGCAUGGAGUCUUCCCGGAUAACUUUGUCAAGCUGCUGGAAGCCGAGAAAAAGAGACCAAAGAAGCCGCCUCCUCCCAGCGCCCCGUCGGCCAAACACACAGCAGACAAAAAGUCAGAAGUUAAGAAGGUUCCACCAGAGCGGCCCGAGCAGCUGCCGCAGAGAGACCCGGAUCGAGGUGAGGAGGUGAACGUGGGCGACCUCCCCAAGCCGUCCCUCCCCUCCGUCCUUCCCAAGAAACCCUUCCUUACAAAGACAAGCGCCUCCUCCUCCUCACAACCCCCAAGGCGCCCUGAGAGACCGCCCACUUUGGCGUGUGAAAGCCCCAAGUCUGAGGGCGGGGCUUCCACGCCUGACUCCGCCCUUGACAGGUCACAUGACACCGAUCUCGACCUGGACGCCGUGGUGCCGUCGGCGGAGAAACUCAGUCACCCGACGGCGACCCGGCCCAGGGUCACGGACCGCCGGCCUCGCUCACAGAUCAUCACAUCGUUGUCGCUGUCCAGCGCCGACCUGGACCACCCGGCACCGGAAGACAGGAAGGAGAGGGAUCGAAACAAGGAGGAUCAAGAACCCGUCCAGUUCGCCAGGAAAGGACUUCCUGCCAUUUCUGUACCUGAGGGUAAAGCGCCCCUGGCCGCCAAGUCCUCCUCGUCCCUCAACCCGCCAAACUGCGCCGGCCAUCGUCCCGCCUCUCCGUCUUCCUCCUCCGGUCUGAGCCCCUCCCCCGAGCUGCGGAACUCGCCCGUGACUCCGCCCACGCUGGAAGACCUCAGGAACCAGGUGCGCGAGCUGAGGACCUCCGUGGAGCUGCUGAAGAGCCAGCACAGGCAGGAGAUGAAGCAGCUGACCAACACGCUAGAUGAGGAGAAGAAGAUUCGCCUCGGUUUACAGAUGGAAGUGGAGCACAUAAAGAAGAAAAUGUCCAAAUGAGCCGUGGACGAGACGCCCCUCGCCAAGACAUUUGUGCCAAAUGAUGGUCGCCGAUGGACAUCAGCAGCGUCAUAGACUCAUGCAUCCUGUGCACCCCCCUCCCCUUCCCCGACCCCCGCCUACAUGAUGUCGCCUCGCCUUGUGUUUAACCUCAUUUCUAACGAGCCUCCUCUCUUGGGUUUAAUGAUGUCCGGCGCCGUGGGUACCGGCGGGUGUGUGGCCGGUGAGUUGCCGUGGCAACAGAAGGCGGCGACGACGACUAAUGUGAAGUGGGCGUGAAGGCCCAUCGGAACCUCCCGCAGGUCGGUCGGUCGCUCGGUUUCCAUGCCGCGGCCUUCUUGCCUCUUUACUCCUUCAUAUGUGUGUGUGUGCGUGUGUGUGUGCGUGUGUGUGUGUGUGUGAGACGCCCAAUUUUGACGAGAGGCACAUUUUAGCCGAGUGCAGGUCCGGGUUUGAUGGCACAUCGCUAAAGCUGGGGUUGUAUCCGGCAUUUUUCAACUUGCUCCUUUCAGUGCUGCUAAAUUGAAGAAUUGACCGACUCCAUCUUUGAGCGUAAAUAACUUUGUUACAGCACAAUCUUCGAAGGUACAGUUUGUAGGGGGGCCAAUCCAGCAGGGGGCAGCACCGCAUGAAGAACACAUUGCACAUGAUGGCAAUCGGUCAGUCCUCAAAUGAAUUUACCAUAUUUUUAACGUCGGAAAAGUGUGAACAAUAUGUAAUAAAUAUACAAACCCCGUUUCCAUAUGAGUUGGGGAAUUGUGUUAGAUGUAAAUAUAAACGGAAUACAAUGAUUUGCAAAUCCUUUUCAACCCAAAUUCAAUUGAAUGCACUACAAAGACAACAUAUUUGAUGUUCAAACUCAAACUUUUUUUAUUUUUGAAAAUAAUAAUUAACUUAAAAUUUCAUGGCUGCAACACGUGCCAAAGUAGUUGGGAAAGGGCAUGUUCACCACUGUGUUUACAUCACCUUUUCUUUUAACAACACUCAAUAAACGUUUGAUGAGAGAGAGAUUGAUGUCGGUUUUUGAUACUGUGCCGUCUGAGGGAUCGAACAAUGUUGGUUUCCGGCCAUGCCGCUUACGUGGAGUAAUUUCUCCAGAUUCUCUGAACCUUUUGAUGAUAUUAUGGACCGUGGAUGUUGAAAUCCCUAAAUUUCUUGCAAUUGCACUUUGAGAAACGUUGUUCUUAAACUGUUUGACUAUUUGCUCACGCAGUUGUGGACAAAGGGGUGUACCUCGCCUCAUCCUUUCUUGUGAAAGACUGAGCAUUUUUUGGGAAGCUUUUUUUACACCCAAUCAUGGCACCCACCUGUUCCCAAUUAGCCUGCACACCUAUGGGAUGUUCCAAAUAAGUGUUUGAUGAGCAUUCCUCAACUUUAUCAGUAUUUAUUGCCACCUUUCCCAACUUCUUUGUCACGUGUUGCUGGCAUCAAAUUCUAAAGUUAAUGAUUAUUUUCACAAAAAAAAAAAGUUUAUCAGUUUGAACAUCAAAUAUGUUGUCUUUGUAGCAUAUUCAACUGAAUAUGGGUUGAAAAGAAUUUGCAAAUCAUUGUAUUCCGUUUAUAUUUACGUCAUAACACAAUUUCCCAACUCAAAUGGAAACGGGGUUUGUAACAUUCAGGACCGAAAAAAGGAUUUUUAGCCACGUUCAAACAGUCCGACAACUGCUGUACAUUCCGUAAAAUAGUGCACAACUAGUGUCCACUAAGUAAUCUUUGUUUUUCAAAAUAAAAAGUUACACUCAGCACCCUUAGGUCCCAAAAUGGUCCCUCUCAUUGAAGAUGUUUUUUUUUUUCAGACAACUUCCGACCGCGCCGAGUUUUUAGUGUUUUUCUAAUAUUUUUCGAAGGGAAAAAAUAAAUAUAUAAAGGAUUUGGGAUGAGCGAAGACAAACAUUGAUAACUUUGUUUACACUAUUUACCCUUAGGACCCAAACUGGUCCCUGUCAUAAAAGUCUAUUGGUAUGAAUUUUGAAUACAACCUUUUUUUCCUUUAUUCACAAGGUAGAGGCUUAGAUUAAUAAGGUAUUUUUUUAUUUUUUAUUAAUGUCUGUUCACGAGAAAUGUCAGUGUGUUAGGAUUGAAGUCAAUAGACGUUCAAUAGAGGUUGCGUUGCAUUCAUAAUAAAAAAGCAAAGUGUUCAAACAAUUCCAUUAAUAGAGAAUCACAUGAGUGGUCUUUCAUAAAGGUGCCUCGAGGGUUAAGAGUAUUUUAGCAAGAACACAUCUUAAGAAACUAUAUAACUUUGUUUAUAAUUGUCUAGUUUGCCUUCAUAUAAACACACAGUUUUAAAUUUCAAUUUAAAAUGCACUUUUUACGGCCCCACAAGUCAGUGAUGGGAUGUUUGUUUAGCAUGUGAUGAUAAAGCAACACGUUUGAAGGAAUGUAGUCGUUAAAAGUGUGUGUGUGUGUGUGUGUGUGUGUGUGUGUGUGUGUGUGUGCGCGCUAGCAUGCACGGCUUCCUCCGCUCUAUACUAUUACGUAUGUGCACAGAAUCUAUGGCAACACAACACUGUGGCCUUCCUCUUUUUUGACUUUCUUUCUGUCACACAACAAAGAAAACAAGGUUGCAACUUGUUGUUCUUGACGUUCGGUCCUCUCUUUUCUCCAGGAUAGCGAUUAUAAAACAAGAAGAUAUAUAUUCUUUUAUAUUUCAAUGUUAAUAAAGAUGCUAUUAUUAACUA